This is a messenger RNA of Culex pipiens pallens (northern house mosquito), 2589 nucleotides long. RefSeq lists its product as uncharacterized. Lineage: Eukaryota; Metazoa; Arthropoda; Insecta; Diptera; Culicidae. The record is from RefSeq and is a predicted model, not a curated record. The transcript has a single exon. The coding region runs from base 1 to 2589 and encodes 862 amino acids.
AUGUCUACUCCGCCGGUUCCACCGCCGCUCCCGCCGCAUCAGCAGCCGCAACAAGGGCCGCAUCCGCCGACAACCAACGCGGCGUUGCUCCAGAUCUUGGCCCAGCAGCAGCAGCUGAUGACCGAGCUCGCGGCGCAGGUGAAGGGGAUGUCGAGGGAUGAAGUCGUGCUAGACUCACUCUCCAGCAACAUCGCCGAGUUUGCGUACGAUCCGGAACAUGGGUGCACCUUUGACUCCUGGUACGCGAGGUAUGCGGAUCUGUUCGACAAAGACGCGGGCAAAUUGGACGACGCAGCGAAGAUCCGGCUACUCAUGCGGAAGUUAAACCCAGCGGCCCACGAACGAUUCACGAGCUUCAUCCUCCCUAAAACGCCCAAGGACUUCAACGAGUUCUCUGUGGUCGUGACGAAGCUCAAGACCAUCUUCGGGACGCCAGUGUCCGUCUUCAACCGCAGAUUCCACUGCCUGCAAAUAACCAAGGACGACGCCGAAGAUUUUGUGUCCUACUCUUGUCGGGUGAACCGGGCAUGCGUCGACUUCAAGAUCAGCGAACUCUCCGAAGAACAGUUCAAAACGCUAAUCUUCGUGUGCGGACUGAAGUCUCCCCGUGAAUCCGACAUCCGCAUGCGACUGAUCACCAAACUGAACGAGCGAGCGGAGGUCACGCUGGAGCAGGUGGUCGAGGACUGCAAGAACCUGGUCAACCUUAAGAAGGACACCAGCCUCGUGGAGAAGCAGGGAGCACCUGCGCUCGUCCAGGAGGUGCGGCAAAGCAGAUUCAAGGCGAAGCAGGACAAGCCGGACAAGCAGAAGCAGCAGCAUUCAUCCGAAGCUGGCCCCAGCAGUGGCCAACCCAGUGCUCCGUGCUGGUCGUGCGGGGGCAUGCAUUAUUCAGCUGACUGCAAGUUCCGGGACCACGUUUGCCGCGACUGCAAGAAGAAGGGGCACAAAGAAGGGUAUUGCGCCUGUUUUGCGAGGAAGGGGAAGAAGAAACCCCCGUCCAAGGGCGUGAAGGUGGUAUCAGUCAAGAACGUCAGCCAGAGGAGGAAGUUUGCCGAGAUCGAGAUCAACCAGGUCCCGGUGCAGCUGCAGAUCGACUCAGCGUCGGAUAUAACCGUCAUUUCCGACCGGUGCUGGAAGCAGAUUGGGAGUCCUUCCGGUGUCAAACCAUCGUGCAGCGCGAAAACGGCCUCUGGGGCACCCCUUGACCUCGCACUGGAAUUCUGGUGCGACGUGGAGAUCAGCGGCAUCACGAAGCGCAGCCUGUGCCGCGUCGUGUCUCCCAAAAUCGACUUGAACAUUCUUGGCGCUGACUGGAUUAGUGCAUUUGGGCUGUGGGACGUUCCAUUCAGCUCGUUUUGCCGCAAAAUCGCCGAGUCAGCCCCCGAUGCCGUUCAAGCACUGCAAGCACAGUUCCCCAAAGUCUUCACCAGCGAGAUGGGACUGUGCACCAAGACGAAAGUUCAGCUCGCACUCAAGGAGAACUCGAAGCCUGUGUUCCGUCCCAAGCGUCCCGUGGCGUAUGCGAUGCAGAGCGCCGUGGAGACCGAACUUCAACGACUGCAGGAUCUCGGAGUUCUCGUGCCGGUGGAUCACUCCGAUUGGGCGGCGCCGAUCGUCGUCGUACGGAAGCCGAACGGGUCCGUGCGGAUCUGUGCUGACUUUUCCACCGGGCUGAACAGCUGCUUGGAACCAAACCAGUACCCGCUCCCUCUGCCGGAGGACAUCUUUGCGAAGAUGGCGGGUUGCAAACUGUACAGCCACAUCGACCUGUCGGAUGCCUAUCUGCAGGUUGAAGUCGAUCCGAAGGACCAACACCUGCUGACCAUCAACACGCACAAAGGGUUGUACCGCUACACCCGCCUCACUCCGGGCAUCACCUCUGCACCGGGGUCCUACCAACAGUUGAUGGACACAAUGGUUGGCGAUCUCAACGGAACCUGUGGUUACUUGGACGACAUCCUUGUCGGUGGCCACACACCGGAAGAGCACGAUCGCAACCUUCAGCAGGUCCUCCGCCGUCUCGAAGAGUACGGCCUCACCGUCCGGAUCGAAAAGUGCAGUUUCCGGAUGCCUCAGGUCAAGUACCUGGGACAGAUCCUCGAUGGCGAUGGUAUCAGGCCGGACCCGGACAAGACUUCGGCCGUCGCAACCAUGCCGCCGCCUCACGACGUCUCAUCGUUGCGCUCGUACCUCGGCGCCGUAAACUAUUAUGGCAAGUACAUUCCGGAAAUGCGCAAACUCCGGUAUCCGAUGGACCAGCUGCUCAAGGCGGGCGUCAAGUGGGAGUGGUCCGAGGCGUGCCAGCGCGCGUUCAACCGUUUUCGUGAUAUUCUGCAGUCCCCGCUAGCGCUCACACACUACAACCCAAAACUGGACAUUGUAGUCUCGGCGGACGCCUCACAACACGGAAUCGGCGCGCGCAUCGCCCACAAGCUGCCGGACGGCACCGUCAAGGCGAUCUCGUACGCGUCGCGCAGUCUCACUCCCGCUGAAGCAAACUACAGUCAGAUUGAGAAAGAGGGACUCGGACUCAUCUUCGCUGGUUUUGAAAAAGGAAUUUCAACGCUGGACCAAGGCGGAAGUUAG